AGACUAGACUAGAUUAGAAAGCUGGGGGUUGUGUAUAAAAUAAAAGAAAGACCUAAUAACAAUGUAAUAAUAAGGGGUAGGCAUAAUUAUACUUUUUCGUGUAUUGAGCGCUGGGAAAUCACGAGCUCUGCAAGAGGUGGAGGUUCAGUGCUUGUGUUUGUAGUAUGUACGAUGGAUUGUUGACCAUUAUCCACACACGGAAGUACCGCUGCCAGCUUUUCUCCAAUCGUUGCAAAAUAUGAAUUCAUUAGACUGGCUUUCUCCUCGUCAGUCAGCGCAAGACUGCCGUCGUCUCUUUUGAGAGGGCCGAUGCUCUUGUGCUCCGUUGGAUUUAUCGCUUUAUUGAGUAAGUUCUAUUAAGUGCUAGUUUCAUGUCUUGACUUCUGUGAACAUUUUGGAGAAGUAUGUGGCUUUGGCUUGCCUUAGAGCCGACGUAACCUCAUUUCUAGCUUGCUUGUACUCUUGGCGCAGCUUGAGGCAUUUAGAUGAAACUGCUGCCUUGAAUAGCUUAUACCUCCGGUUCAUUUUAUAGCGGAUAGCAUUGGUGAUCCACGGUGCUGAUGUGCUUCCAAAUGUGACUUCUUUCAAUGGGGCGUGUUCAUCGCAAAUAAUAUUGAAUAAGUGCUGCCAAGCCCAUAAGACAUCGUCCACGUCUUCAAAAACCUGUGAGAUGUGAAAAGGCGCCGUUUCGAUGUCGUAUCUGAAUUUGUCAUCAUCCAAUCUUUUAUAGUCUCUCGUUCUUAUGUACUUCGGUGGAGGUCUUUUGUUCUUCAAGCGUAAAGUAAAAUCUUGUAUUUAAAACACGAUUAUCGUUUAAGCACUACAUGCAUGAGGGGUCGUGUAUCUAAUUAAUUAUCUAAUUUUCUAAUUACCUACUGAUAAAAUGAAUGAAAUAUAAGAAAUUAACUUACUUUAUCGCAAAUCUGAUUUCCCUAAAUAUCGGACUGGAUUUUGCCUAGCGUAGUGUUGCAUAUAUGAAGUUGUGAUCGGAAAUGCCCAGUGGGAAUACGUCCGUGGAAUUAACAAGGUCUUUUCUUGUGGUUACAAUAAGUUCUAUCAAAGUACGUGACUGUAACGUUGUUGUCGUGGCCUUCCGUACGAUGUUUUGCAUAUUGAACAUGUCAAAGACUGAACGUAGUUUUUCACUGUUCCUACUCAACGACGACAGAAGACCGUUCAAAUCAUCUCCCAUAGAAAAACCGCAGUUGAAAUCACCCAACAAGGCGAUGUUUGACGAUUUCAACUAGGUCUUUUCGAGCGGGCAUCUGAGGAGAUUGAAGAAUUCAUUAUCAUCUGGUUGCCUAUACAUAACUGAAAAUAAGACUGAGGUGCUAGGGAAUUUGACUUGCAGCCAGAUCGCUUCAAGGCUUUUAAUAAUCAAAUAUUUUCGAUGUGUUGAUUGAAAUGUUCCGCAGUACAGAAUGAAUUUUCAUGUGAAAGUGCUAUUCUAAAUUUCCUUCUUAAUAGAACAUCUGAAGAAGUACCCCAAAUGAGAGCUAAAAAGAUGAUGGUGCCCGUCUUUCUACUUACUACUUGGGUCACUCAAAAAGUAACUUUUGUUUUGUUUUUUCAGAUGACAUCCCGCCUGGAUAUGUAUGCCAAGUCUUUGACUGAGGCUAUAAAACCAGACUACAAACAACAGAUAAUUCACGAUGAAGCUUGAACAAGACAAGGACUCCACGGCGUGCAGUGAUUUUGUACCCAGAAAAGAAUUAAGUCACUAAUUUAAUAGUAUAGACCGCAUUGAAAUUUACUCUACGUCGUUUGUUUGGUUCGUGCGCGUGAUUCUUGGAAAACGAAGGUAGUAACAAUCGAUAAGUAAAGAUGAAACAAAUUUUCCUCGCUACUGUGAAGGAAAAUGAAAAUCAACGAGUAGUUGGAAUAAAUUUAAAAUUCACAAGAGUACGCUGAAAGUAAACCAUAGGUCUGUAGAGUGUAAAAUAGGCAAUCAUUUUUUAAUAAAAGUAGUUCAAUUGCAUCCCUUUUUGUUUGCCUCUCUGGGGUUUUGUUCUUGUCGUUUUUCCCUUGGAUGGACCUCUGAGAAGUCCAUUUUGUGGAAAUACAGUCAACUCGCGCCUUGCGAACAACCCGCUAUUAUGGACAAAAGCUACAUCCCCGGCCGAACUACAAAGACAUGUAUGGAAAUAACUCCCGUUAUCACUUCAAGUGGUCCCAAACCAACAGACAGCUCGACGUAUUGAAUGGCAACUAAUCUGCAGUGUUGGAAUGUUCACUAGUUUGUUCACUUUUUUGACCUAUGUUACAUGUUUAUGUAUAAAAAUAAAUGUAUACUACAGAUUAAAAGAAAAUGGAAUUAUUGAAAGAGUUUUCAGAACCAAAAACUGCGUCAUUUCCAUGACACCCCGCUAUUGUGGUCUAUUGUGGACUCUCGCUAUGACGGAAACUAAAUGACGAUCCCGAGGGUGUCCGCUAAAACGAGAGCUGUGAUCGAAAUCGUAAUUUCGAUGAUUUCUUCUUCUCAUGGGUUUCAACAUAUCCCGGCCUCCCCUCCCUCGCAUAGUAAAGGUGAAUCUGUGUAUUUGCCUCACCCACCACCCCCAAUCCCCCGCCAAAUUUGAUAUCUCGUAUCGUAGAGACUUUUGGGAUAGCACAAUGUUGCCAUGGUAAACAAAGAUGGCGGAAGGACUUGUGAGAAGUUCGAGAAAGACUCCAACUAAGUUUGACAAUGGAUUCGAACCGACUUUUGACUCCGAUGGAGCUCCUUCUUGUCUGUCUUGGAAAAUUGACGAUGUCGCUGAUUGGGUGGAGUUUUUAGGGUUCCAACAGUACCGGGCCUGUUUCAAAGAUAACCUUAUAAAUGGAAGAAAACUUAUCACUGUUGAUGCUUCUUCUCUACCAAGAAUGGGUAUCACUGACUUUGAGCAUAUUAAGGUAAUAGCAAAAAAAGUUCGUGAGUUGCUGGGAAUAGAGGAACCUUACUGGAACCGGAGCAUCUCUCUUCUGCAUCGAGAAUCUCUGGGGCUAUUUCUUGAAAAGAAAAGCAACACUGGGGUGGAGGCUGACUUGUUGACAUUUGAAGAUUACAAACGGCAAUUGCAGAGACAAGAACAAAGCAAACAAACAAAAAGAUGACACUGCUAACUCCAUGAAAACAAUACAACAAUGCAUACAGUUCACUUAAACAAAGGAAGUAACAACAUGUACAUAUGACCCAAUGGACUCCAAAUGGACUUAUAUGCAUUAAUUCAAUGCAUAAUUUCUGUAUUUCCUACACGGAGAAAAAAUCAGUAAUUGUAUGAUAAACAGAUUUACACUAACAGUAGGAAACUGAACUGCUUGUUUUUCUCCCUUAACUUGAAUAAAAAACAAGCAAUGAAUUCAUCAACAAAACACUCUUGUAAUUAGUAACAUUAUUAGCUUGUAAGUUCCGUGCUGUUAAUUGAUUGUUCUAUUUUAUUGAAAGGUAAAAUGUUCAGGAAAUAAACUGAUAUUAAACAAAACCAGUUAGCUAAAGAUGAUUUGUUGUUUUGCAUUUGAGCACAAUACAGCCUGCACACACCAAAUGCCUAAUCUUGUAAGGGUAUCGAACAACCUGCUCACUGUGUUGGAAGACGGGACAAAGACAAAACAUAUCAAUGUGUGAUUCCAGGAAAUAUCCAUACCUCCACUGCAGUAAGAUGGCUUACUGCAGUUUUGAUGAAUUAUAACGGCCCAACUUCUAACUCUUUUGAAAAAUGUCCCAAAAUGUUUUUCCUUUCUCUAUUUACUUUUUGCUUGUCUUUUACCAUUGUAAGUGAAACUUGAACAAUUAAUUGUCAACAGAUGACCAAAAUAAACGACCGAGUACCUAAGGAGAGACUGGGCACCAGUAGGUUAAAUCACGUUUUUCACAAAAUCUACCCGU
Messenger RNA from Orbicella faveolata, 3865 nucleotides. RefSeq names its product sterile alpha motif domain-containing protein 15-like. NCBI's taxonomy places the organism in Eukaryota, Metazoa, Cnidaria, Anthozoa, Scleractinia, Merulinidae. The record is from RefSeq and is a predicted model, not a curated record. Gene Ontology annotation, molecular function: protein binding.